Naegleria fowleri is the source of this 840-nucleotide messenger RNA. RefSeq lists its product as uncharacterized. NCBI's taxonomy places the organism in Eukaryota, Heterolobosea, Eutetramitea, Acrasida, Naegleriidae. The transcript has a single exon. The record is from RefSeq and is a predicted model, not a curated record. Bases 1 to 840 code for a protein of 279 amino acids.
AUGGGAUAUCACAUGUGUUAUUCGAACGAAUUAUUUCAAUCAAUUGCAACAAAUUGCAAGAAGUUGGUAAAUUUACAAUUCGGAGAAAGAUAUUUACAUGAAAGUGGAAAUGUACCAGUUAUUUUCAACUCAAUGCCUCAGCUCACAAGUUUAAAUUUUGUGGACAGCACACCCUAUGAGGAAGAUUUGAGAAAAAUAGCUGCCGAAUGUCCGAAUUUGGUCUACUUUUCAAUGAGUGAUGAAUACGAAGGUGAAGGUUAUACAAUGAAAGAGUUUUAUGAGGAUAUGCGAAUGCGAUUGAGAAAUAUUGAUUUUAACAGUUUAAUUGACUCAAUUACAGUUUAUUCAGACGAAGAGGGUGACCAAAAUAUUGACGAAGAAAUUGAUGAUGCUGACGAAAAUGGUGAAAUGGCGGAAGACAGAGAAGAAUUAGACGGAGAAUCAAAAAGGAUCGAAAAGACAUUGCACCUAAUUAACAAGAAAUUUCCAUGCAUUGAAAUAUUAAGUUUUUUCUUUGAUAAUCUUCCAUACACCAUUCAACCAAUGUUUGAGCAUUUGCCAAACUUGAAAAUUAUCAAAGUGGAUAUUUUAGCUGAAGGGUGUGACAAGGUAUUUGACGAUGUUGAACAAGAUGUAAAAACAAGGAUUGAAGCUACCAAUACUUUAUUGAAAGCCAUUCAUGGGGAGAAGAGUACCAUCCCUUUAUGUGACCAUCUCAUCGAUGACCGUAUCACAUUCACAACAAUUCAAACCAAAAGAGAAGGGCUUGUCAAAUUGAAGAUCAAAAUUCUCCAAGUCAAUUACGACGGAUUUGUUUCUUUCCAAGUGAAAAAACUUUGA